Messenger RNA from Meloidogyne enterolobii, 961 nucleotides. The record is from the annotation of a GenBank genome assembly. NCBI's taxonomy places the organism in Eukaryota, Metazoa, Nematoda, Chromadorea, Rhabditida, Meloidogynidae.
UUUUUUUCAACCAGAAAAUAGGAGAGAAAGAAUGAAUGGUGAAGGUACAAGUAGCAGCAACAAAAGCAACAACAACAACAAUUCUUCUUCAAGAAAAAAACGUUUUAAACAAUUAAUUCAAUGUAGAAGUUGUAAUUGUUUUGUAUUAGCAAAGGAUAUUGAUAAACAUUCAAAAUUAAAUAAUGAAGCUACUACAACAGCAACAAAUUUAUCAGAAUCUUGUAUAGUGGAAACUCCUAAAUUAUUGGUACAGAAACGAGUAAACAAGCAAAAUACAACAAGGAGUAAACGUCCUUCAUCAACCGGAACUUUUAAUUGUAAUAAUUCUGAUGGUUUUAUUUCUACCCAAAUAGCGUUAAUUGAACCAAACAAUGGAAUGGCUCUUGAAUUACAUUCUUUAAAAGAUGAAGCAGAUUGGGAAAAAAAUUUUCCUAUGGAAUUGUAUGGAUGGCUACGAAGGCAUUCUGCUUUGGUUAAUCCUGAAAUGCUUUCUGCAAUCUCCGCACUUGCUAGAACUGCUUUUGCUAUAAUUUCGGAGGAGAAUGAAAUACCUUUUGCUGUUGAUAUUGUUAUACUUUGGCCUUGUAUUGAGAUCCCUUUAAUGCAAAUUGCCUUCCCUCCAACAUUUCAACAAACAUUAGAUUCUUCACUUAUUCGUUUACAAUUAAUUAAAUCAUUUGGACAACCUUUACAAAAUAUUUUAUUAAAGCCUGAUUUAUCAAAAAAUGAAAUAAAAUUACAAGAAUGGUCAAAAUUGUCAAAACUUGAAUUUUUUGUACAUUUUGUAAAAUGUUAUUUUGGAAAUGCUUUAAUUUUUAAAAAUUUGAAUUCGACACAGAUUGAAUAUUAUGGACGCAAAUUAAAUUUUAAAAUUUAUUCUGAAGAGGAAGAAGAUGAUGUUGAAGGGAAUAUUGAAAGAAAAAUGGAAUCAUUAUGCAAAAUUGAAGGUUUAUUUAAUUAA